This is a messenger RNA of Aureobasidium namibiae CBS 147.97, 900 nucleotides long. Its product is annotated as glycoside hydrolase family 43 protein. Lineage: Eukaryota; Fungi; Ascomycota; Dothideomycetes; Dothideales; Saccotheciaceae. The coding region runs from base 1 to 900 and encodes 299 amino acids. Gene Ontology annotation, biological process: carbohydrate metabolic process. The record is from RefSeq and is a predicted model, not a curated record. Gene Ontology annotation, molecular function: arabinan endo-1,5-alpha-L-arabinosidase activity. The transcript has 3 exons.
AUGGGCCCUGAUGGCCAUUACUACUCGUUCUCAACUCACGGCUUGGUUGUUAUCAGCAGAGCUUCACAGCCCAACUCUCUGGAUGGAUACUGGGAGCCCAUUGGAUCAGUACUGGAUGGCUCUAGCAUUAUCAACAACACAGGAAGCACCGAUCCAUGGGCUCCUGAUGUGCACAAGGUCGGAGAUACAUACUACUGCUACUAUGCUGUCUCGCAAUUCGGCAGCCAAUUCUCUAGCAUCGGACUCGCUACCUCAAAGACCUUGAGACCCGGCAGCUGGACCGAUCACGGUGCCGUUCUGACUUCAAACACCACUGCUCCGUCGCCCCUGAACAUCACAAAUGCAAUCGACGCAAACCUCUUCAUCGACCCAAAAACCAAGAUCCCCUACCUCACAUACGGUAGCUUCUGGAGCGACAUCUGGCAAUUCCAGUUGGCCAAGGACUUGCUCAGCGUUGUCUGGUCUCCUGAUCCUACACAGCUGAGCUUGGAUCCUGUGAGCCCACAAGCAGAGGAAGGCCCUUACUUGAGCCGUCACGACAGUUGGUAUUAUCUCUGGUACAGUCAUGGCUCGUGCUGUGGCUACAACGUCUCUGCUCUCCCAGCGCCUGGACAAGAAUACUCUAUUCGUGUUGGCCGUUCCAGAUCAGCCACGGGACCUUUCGUCGACCGUAACGGAGUAGACCUCAAGAACGGCGGUGGCUACAUCGUCUACGGCAGCCAUGAUUACGUCUAUGGUCCUGGUGGUCAGGCAGUCUUGACCAACUACCAUGGACGUGAUGUCUUGUACUAUCACUACGUCAACACUAUCCUAAACCCGCUAUACCUUGAUGAGCUCAAGUUCCUGGGUUGGAACUACAUCAAUUACAUCCAGGGAUGGCCUGUGUUGUCUUACGACUAA